Postia placenta MAD-698-R-SB12 is the source of this 3180-nucleotide messenger RNA. RefSeq lists its product as hypothetical. The coding region runs from base 1 to 3180 and encodes 1059 amino acids. The record is from RefSeq and is a predicted model, not a curated record. The transcript is spliced from 11 exons. Lineage: Eukaryota; Fungi; Basidiomycota; Agaricomycetes; Polyporales; Adustoporiaceae.
AUGCCCUUGGACCCACGACAGGCCUACCUCAACGGCUUUCUCCAAGACGUAAGAUACCACAAUAGCACAGAUGCAUAUUCCGACUGCGACAUAUUCCCCGACACGGUGAAGGAGUAUAUAACACUCCUACAUGACGCGUUUCAACUUCCGACAUGGGUGAAAGAAGCCCAUGUUGACUUUCGCCUGGGGACGAGACGAGGGGAGUGGGAACGCGGACGCGAGCGAGCAAAAUUGGCGGAUUGUUACAAACGCGUGGGGGCCAGGCACAGGGGCGUCGGGUCGGCCCGCUCGACACCGCAGGCCCCAAAAUCUAACAGCCCAAGCCCGCCGAACCCUGCUUGGCUGAGGCGCAUAUGGCUCAACACAAGUCCUCGAAAGACCUUCAAGAGGCCACGGAGCCUAGUGUGCAGGCUUGGAUUGACUAUGAAGCCAGGCCCGGUGGCCAAAAGUGCGGCCCAAAGUAGGGCUUUGGGCCCGAGCCGGGCCCUGAAAAACACUAUCGAAAGCGUGAUGGUCGCUCUGCCUCGACACUGGAGCGGCGAAUCGAGCCCUCUCUUCGGCUAUAUGGAGACGACGGUCGAAGCCGCUCUAUUGGUAUCGGUUUCAGCCGAGGUCCCGCCCACUUCGCCGGCCCUUGCUGGAGACAUGGACGAUCUUGGUGGUGACAACUGCGAUGGCGACGAGAAUAAUUCACGCACAAGCGCAGACAAUGGCAAGGGAUCUGCAAACAAAGGAACACGGCUCGCAGGUAGUAACGGCAUUAAGCAAACACAAGUUGAAGUAUGCAUGGAGCCAGGCAAGCGGCCAGUGUUCUUGUUUCCGGACUUGCCUAUGUACACAGCGAGCGAGUGGCUCGACCUCCCUUCAAAUCGGGAGAUAGAUGAAGACGAAUACACUGAUGAAGACGAAGAUGCCGUCGAGUAUCAGUGCUCUCUCAACUUGCACAUCCUCGACUACGUGCCGUUUAGACGGCUCCCGACAGAUGCCUGCAUGCCUAUCCUAUGCAUGGGUGAUGAAUCGACACUGCCCAUCAUCAUGACCAGCGCGCUCUAUCAGAGACAUGUCUGGCAUGUUGACGAGCCGGUGAUAGGAGUGUCGUUCCUCCAAAUACUACUCUCGGCCACGAAGAAUACAUCAUGUCUUGGAUCUGCAAAGAGCGAAUUGGGGGAAUCUGAGACUGUUGGGGCCGAGUUGCAGCCUCCACCGACAUCGUUCAUCUGGAUGUCUGAGGAUGGUCACAAAGUGCCUAGGUUCUGGGUGCGAGGGGCCCCCGAGCAGCGUUCGAAGUUUUGUGCCAAAGCGGGCGUCAGCACAGACGAUCACGCCCUUGUCUGGCUUUUUGAUCGCAAGGCUGCGUUGGUGUCUGUCACGUCAGACAGUGAGAUGUUCAAUAUUUAUGAGGAUGUCACAAAGUUUAUAUGGCCAAAGGCCUGGAAUACACUGAAUGAUCUCCCUCUGGUCGACGAUACCGUACAUCCCAUUCGUGACAGGCUGUGGGCACUAGUUAACAUACGGAAGAAGCGGGGAUACCACUGGCUGGAUGAAACCUCAUCAAAACGGCCCAACGAGGACAAUGGCACCGAGAGCGAUGGCACCAAGAGCAAUAACGAGUACGGCAACAACGACAUCGAUCGCAAUGUAGACAAGAUCGACGUAGACGACGCACGGUGGCAGCAGGUAUUUGAGCUGCUUACUGGGAGCCUGUCAACGAUAGCACAUACCUGCAUGCAUGCUGAAGCGAAGGUACGCCUCGGGGAGGUGCCGAUUGAGGCCACUUGCCGGCACGACCUUCACCGUGUUUGCGUGGAUUUCCUUGUUGACGGUGUAUGGGACUCCAUUGCGAGUAGGGAACCUACGUCACCGGAGUCAGUCCAUGUUCGCCCUUCGUACGUCAUUGUAACCGCGCUCCAAAUACUAGCUGACUGGGAAAUCAGGCUCGAGCGCACAAUCGCUUUGCCUCGAAAUUACUUCAGUGACGUUCUCGUUCGAAGUGGAAAUAAGAAAGAGGCAUACACGUUCACAUAUGAUAUAGAGGAUAAAUUUCGUGCCGAGUUGCAACUUCUCAAGGAAUGGGGCGGUAGGCGGAUGAGAGCCGAAAGGUUGGCACAGGUAGAAAAGGAUGCUCGGUUAGAGUUCACUACUGCUGUGAACAAAUGGUACAAGACUAUCACCAUGAAAAGGCUUCAGACCUCCAUGCAGUCCGCACCCUUACGAGGAAUCUGCGACGCUAUAGGCACCGUGCGUGUUACGUUGCCCCUCGCAAAUUACAUACUUGACCCGUAUCGCUUUGUGUCUCGAAUUGGACCGCCCGCAUCCAUCGAGAAGCCUGCUGCUGAUGCUCAGCGGCCAGGCAAGUCGCAUGACUUCGGGACAAGGCCAUCUUCCUCGUCUCAGGAAGCGAAGCCGCAGGGACUAAAGGGGCAGCUAUCCCCAUCACUGAAAGCAGGCCAGUCGGAGAGCGCAGGUCGUGCAACGUCGAUACAGCAGACCCGGUCAUCGGCUACAGGUUCAAGCACCAGAGGCAGUCCGUCAAACCACGGCAUGUUGUACCAAUUCUCGCGAUGUGAAUCCGACGAGCUCAGCCCGCCCAAACCGAGAGCCCGGCCCGAUCGACAGUCUACUAUGCUGGAGAUGGUGAUGGAGCUAAUGGAAAAUGCUGCGAUAGACGAUGUCUCGCCCGCGGCGUCAAAGCCGACACCUUCAAGUAUUGAGAAGGCGCUGGAGCUUCCCCUUCUGCUCAUCGAGUACAAGAAGACCGAGACGGACCGAGUCAAGGGGCAAAACCAGCAUCGCCUGUACUGCACCGCGGCAGCGCGAUUCCUGGAGACCAUCGGGAUCACCAAAGUUCCGAUUUUCAGCGUCGUCUCCGAUGGUGCUAGUGUUGUUCUUACGACAGCUUGGGUGAAUGAUGGAGUGGUUCAAAUCUUCGAACGCCAUACGCAGUCAUUCGAUAUCUCGAGUCCAAUCGGUGCAUGGCAUUACGCCUCUGUGCUUGCUCGGAUUGCGGUGAUAUGGGGUCCACAAUUGGCGGAGCGAUUCUCUGCUGUUAGAGAAGGAUACAUUAAGGGUGACAGCCAAGUCACACGAUUGGACACCAAGAAGGGCAAGACGAAGCAGAAGGACGAGGAGAAUGAAACACAGCAGAAGACGGCCGAGUCCGUUCAGCCGGCUGGUGCAUGA